Messenger RNA from Ectocarpus sp. CCAP 1310/34, 3202 nucleotides. Lineage: Eukaryota; Phaeophyceae; Ectocarpales; Ectocarpaceae. The record is from the annotation of a GenBank genome assembly.
UUUGUUCCCGCGCCAUACACGAAGAAUUGCUGCUGUGUCGCACACAUACACCGUAGAAGAAAGGCUGAGGAUGAACCAGACGGUGAUCGAAACGGUGCAAACCCUCUGCCGGAAAGGGAACCGGGACUCGGUGCUGACGGUGUUUCAAAACUUCCCGGAGCACUUCAGUUGCAUACCGUUGAAUGACAGCAACGUCGAGUCCAAGCAGGCCAUCAACGACUUGCUUCGAGAAAAUGUAAUUCUUAAUGGCGUAAAGUUUUUUUCGGGGCACGGCGAGCUGUUUCUGGAGUCGCUUCGGCAAGUGGUUGAGAUCUUGAGCAAGUCCCCAGCCUACAAGGGCCACCGGACAGGAAGCGAGAUAGUGGAGCGAGUCCUGUGCAAAGCAAGCCGAACAACUAGCGGGUCGGACUCGUACUUCACGGUGCAGCAGCUCUUUACGAACAGCGAUUACCUCCUGAAGAAACGCUCCGAACGACCGCCGGCGAUCAACGUGGAGGUAUUCUUGGUGGACAACAGCAUUCACAGCGUUGUGGCGUGCGCGAACUACUACGGCCUGUUCAGCCUCGACGAGAUCGAGGCGGAGUCACAGACCUUCGCUGUACAUACCCCGCGCGCCUGGCUCCGGCUGGACACCAUGGUGGUCGAAAAGACGGACUACCUCACCGGCCGAAACGUGCGCUACCUCCGGGUGGACACGCCUGACCUGCCCUCCUCUCAGCAGCAGAGCCAGGAACAGGGAGAGGGCGGGGCGGGCGCCGGUGGCGGCGGGGGCAUCGCCGCCGCCGUCGCNACGCCUGACCUGCCCUCCUCUCAGCAGCAGAGCCAGGAACAGGGAGAGGGCGGGGCGGGCGCCGGUGGCGGCGGGGGCACCGCCGCCGCCGUCGCAGCCGCCACUGCUGCCGGAGCGGGAUCGGGAGCAGGGGCGCGCACGCCGCCGCCGCGGGAAAACGGCGCAGUUGCGUUCGGCGGCGGCGGCGGCGGCGGCGGCGGACCCGGGGGAGGGAGAUCCGGAUUGGGCAGUAAGACCUCGUCGGGGAAUAGCGGGUGGGCGCCGGCGCCGGCUAACCUCAGCCCGAACGGGUUUUUCGGGGACAGAGCGGCGUCGGCGUCAGCGUCAGCUCCGUAGUCGUCGCCGUUUUUUCAAGGUAGGGUUAGACAGGCAGUCGCAACGGUGAGCGGUGUUGGGGGGCGUCGCUAGGGCCGGGCCGGGCAGGAGGCCCUUUCCUUUGUUGGCGUCGUCGCCAAAAGAUGUUUGGCGUGGCCAACUGGGGCGGCGACGCUUGGCUUUUUUUUUUGGCCUGGUCGUGGCACCACCUUGGUUCGGUUCGUACUCAUUUUUGGUUUUGGCAGUUGUUUUCUGGCGGAUUGGUAUGAGUUGCUGCUGCUGCUGUUGGCGUUGAGGCAUAGGGAUCGGGGGGCACCGCGGGUGGAUGGGCGGGCGCGGGCAAGGGGGGUAGCGGACCGCUGUUGAAUUUUCGGUUGUGUUUGCGGGUGCGAUUGGUUGCUGCUGCUGUUCUGCUGCGAUGUUGCUGCUGUUGUGUAACCGCUAUUUAGUUGUUGUAUGCAUAUUGUAACUGAAGUACUGUUGUUGAUUAUGGUGUCGGCUGUCCGUGAUGGGUGUCCUGCUCCCUGUCUACGGUAGUGGUGUCGACGUGAGUGCGAGUGCCGGGGGAUGCCGUGUGGUUGCUGACUUUUCUUUUUUGUUGGUUUAGAUGUGGUCUCUUAAUCGGGUGUGUUCUCUUAUUUGAGCUUGAGCGAUGAAGCUCAAGUUGUGCCUCUUCGUAUUCUCAUUCUGCGACUGGGGGUACACAUGAAGACCGUGCGCCACGAUGUAAGUGGUGUUGGGUACCUGGGAUCGAGAUUCGGUAGUUUUUUAGGGUGUGCGUCGAGGGCGUUAACCUUUUGAAGUCUGAUUACAGUAGUCUGCGCGUUGCCGCUAUCGCGGCGGAAUGGCGCGGCUCUUGCAGCCGUGCGACAUUUUCCCUCGUGAGUGGCAUGGUCGCUAUUUUACCAAGGGAGGGAACGAGGGUCACGCGAGCCUGUCUGUGACUCGGGAGCGGCGGGCGGGGUUAACCGUGUUCGCAAAAGCGAAACGAGGUAGGUGUAUCGGGUUUGUUACGUCCAGUGAUGCGUUCCCUUGUUCAUACCAUACACGUUUUUUAAAGUAUAUUCACCUUUCGUUUUUUUGUUCUUGUGUGUUUUGUCUAUUGAUGAAUACUUGUGUGCAAGCAGUAGGUAGGUACAUACAAGAAACAUCGCUUGUUACAAGUUGAAGAACAAGACGCCCUUGCAGCAAGCUGGAAUUUUGUUGUUCGGCGGGGAACCUCCUAACGUUGCUUGUGGAGAGAGGAUGGGAACUGUGCAACAGGAGGGUUGUUUGGGGGGGAACUGGGUAUCCAGGCUUGAGUUUGUUGUGCUGACUCCGACGUCAGGGCGCUUGUAUCCAUCUACCACGGUAGCAGUUUUUACUCUUGUGCAUUUUUGUUAGAAAUGAUGGUUGGCGUAGACCGUCUACGUAGCUCUGUUCAAAUUCAAGCUGAGCCAGCUGAUCAGGGUUGUAGUUUGAAGGUGGUGGUGGGGAACGUCGGGGAUUUGGGGGGUGCGUGGAAUACAGGGAACGCCACUUCUAACCAAAGUGGCACCACGAGAGGUAAGACACUGACACCGGCAUGUUUCUCUUCAUUUGUUGAAAAUACAUUUAUCAUGAUUCCUCCCGAAGGGACUCCCGAAGGGACUCCCGAAGGGACUCCCGAAGGGAGUUAGGAACUUGAUUCUCCAACGCAAAAAGGUCAGUUUUUCGACGCACCAAGCAGAAUCAAGAAGCUGCGUCGGGGUGCGUAACUAUUAACUAUUUACUCUGUAGUGUUCUAAGAGCGAGGUCCUUGGAAACGGGGCGGCUGCAACAGGCCACCUGAGAGCGUAGUAGGGGGAGGGGUUGUGUGGGGGGAGGGCGAACACCCGGGGGAGGGCGUAUGAGAAGUUUGCUCUCGUUUAGAGUAGUGCUUGUUUUUCGUCCGCGCUGGCGCGCAUCGCCUAUUGACGGUUAGUGUUUCGGUCGUGUAAUGAUACAAGAGCUCAGGGACUGGGACCGAUUCCGGCGGAGGAUGGGCGGAGCUGCUUACGUCUCUUUCUUUUUUUGUUCUCAUGGAUGUAUUACAUAGAGAUCGGAACAGUUUUUAAUGGAAGACGACAACGGAUGCGC